UGUCGCACCAAGCUGGCCAGGAGCUCGUGGCUAUUUGGAGAAAGUAGGCUUCUGGCCUGCAUAUCUUGGGGUUAGUAUACUCGGCAACCCCCUUACCACCACCAAGAGGGGGAGAAACAAAAACUCAAUGACUAUUCAAGGUGAGAGAAGUGCUACCUUUCUCCAAGCUCCCAUUGUCCCGGGCGAGGGAGACAAUGAAGAGGAGGGCCCAGCCCAUCCAGCCCAUUUGGCCAGGCGCAUCAUCAAGCCAUCUGGAUCCAAUGCCCCGGCAUUUAAGUUGACGCGCACCCUUGGGUGUAUAAAAGAAGGGGGGAGCAGCCCUCCCCGGCACGGCUAUCCAAGACCGUUCGUCUACAGCAGAGACGUGCAGUUUUCGAGCCUCGGUCCGUUGUCAAGGACAAUGACAGUUGCAAGGCGACGGGGGCACAAGCAAGAUACCGAAAUCAUCAAUCCCGAAUGGCCAAGCAACCAGCGAAAUAACCGAAAUCCCAAAGCCUGCAAAUUCAAUCGAUGUGGUGUGAUGGGUUCAUCCCCAUCUCAGUCCCCGCGGGGCUCUGCCCUCCUCCCUCCUUGCCCUUUACCCGAAACUUUUCGUCUCAGUGCCAUCGGGGAGUGUUCCAACCAAACAAGGCCCAGGGCCUCGGCUAUCCAGAGCCCGUGGUAUAGGCUUCGAGCUCAGAACAAACCGCCAAAGGAAGGGGUGCGCGGGCACUCCAUUGAAGCUCCUAUGACUGCGUACGGUCAAUAUUGUGUACCUGUGCAUGCUAUGGGAAGCCGACCUGGUAUGUGUCAUGUUUGGGUAAUGUGCCGAACGUAAAAAACCUGUUUGCCCCCCCCCCCCCCCCUCCUGCCAAACAAGGGUAUAUGUGGUUAGCAAAUUCUUGCCCUUUUCAAUACCACUGAAUCACGUAUGUUGGCUGAAACGUUCAUUGCAAGUAAACCUAGAUAGUGGCAGCAAACGCGCAGACUACAUGUGUUGACAACCACUAAACAAACCGAUGGUGAUGCAAUUAUCAAUAGUAUCUAUCUGUCUGUCCAUCUCUUCAGAGUGUGUGGAACCCGUCAUCAGGAUAAAACCAUUUUUCAAACUCCAAAAAUAUUCCGAAACCGAGAAUCGAACUCGGGGCUAUGCCUAACCUCUCAUCGAAUGAGAGGGCAUCAUGUUGGCCACUACACCAUAUCGG
Colletotrichum navitas is the source of this 1184-nucleotide messenger RNA. RefSeq lists its product as uncharacterized. Bases 128 to 817 code for a protein of 229 amino acids. The transcript has a single exon. The record is from RefSeq and is a predicted model, not a curated record. Lineage: Eukaryota; Fungi; Ascomycota; Sordariomycetes; Glomerellales; Glomerellaceae.